AUGCUUGUUUCAAUUGAGAACCUCCCCUACUUGGCUGCGGGAUUAUUCCUAGCCUACUUCCUUGUCCCAUACCUCCAACGGUCUCGACUACGGGAUAUUCCUGCUCCAGGUGUAGCUGCAUUUACCAACUUCUGGCUACUACUGCAAGCCCGUCAGGGUAAGCGAUACCUGUCUGUGGAUGCAGCCCACAAGAAGUAUGGCAAGUUUGUGCGCAUUGCACCCAAACACAUCUCCGUUGCGGAUGACGAGGCCGUUACCGCAAUCUAUGGACACGGAAAUGGAUUCUUGAAGGCCGACUUCUACGACGCCUUCGUCUCUAUCCGCCGCGGCCUCUUCAACACCCGGGACCGCCACGAACACACCCGCAAGCGCAAGACAGUCUCCCACACGUUCAGCGCCAAAUCCAUCGGCCAAUUUGAGCAAUACAUUCACGGCAACAUCGAAAUGUUCGUCAAGCAAUGGAACAAGAUGUCCGAUAUCCAGAAGAACCCCAAAACCGGAUACGCCUCUCUAGACGCUCUGAACUGGUUCAACUACCUCGCCUUCGACAUCAUUGGUGAUCUCGCUUUCGGUGCACCCUUCGGCAUGCUGGAGAAAGGAAAGGACUUCGCUGAGAUGCGCAAGAGCCCCAACGAACCACCCAAAUACGUCGCCGCGAUCGAAGUUCUUAACCGUCGUGGUGAAGUCUCCGCUACAUUGGGUUGCAUGCCAUCUCUUAUCCCCUUUGCCAAAUACAUUCCUGAUAAGUUCUUCACUGAGGGUAUGGCCGCUGUUGAGAACCUAGCUGGUAUGGCCAUUGCACGUGUAAGCGAGCGUGUUAAGCCAGAGGUUAUGGCGAACAAUACCCGUGUGGAUCUCCUGGCCCGACUUAUGGAAGGAAAGGACGAAUCGGGAAAUACACUCGGUCGCGAGGAACUCACUGCUGAGGCUUUGACUCAGUUGAUUGCUGGUUCGGAUACCACAUCUAACACUGCUUGCGCAAUUCUGUACUGGUGUCUCCGUACACCCGGUGUUAUUCCGAAAUUGCACAAGGCUCUCGAUGAGGCCAUUCCUAAGGAUGUGGAGGUCCCUACUCAUGCUAUGGUUAAGGAAAUUCCUUACCUCCAAUGGGUUAUUUGGGAGACUAUGCGAAUUCACAGUACAUCUGCAAUGGGAUUACCGCGUGAGAUCCCUGCUGGUGCGGCACCUGUUACUAUCUCGGGACAUGUUUUCGGACCUGGUGAUGUGCUCAGUGUCCCAAGUUACACUAUUCACCGCAGUAAGGUGAUCUGGGGACCUGAUGCCGAAGAGUUUGUUCCUGAGCGAUGGAGCCCUGAGCGCCUUACCCCCAGACAAAAGGCCGCCUUCAUUCCUUUCAGCCAUGGACCUCGUGCUUGCGUUGGACGCAACGUUGCUGAGAUGGAGCUGCUUGUCAUGGGAGCCACUGUUUUCCGGUUGUUUGAGUUCCAGCUUGAGCAGGACUUCCCUAUGGAGACCCGGGAGGGAUUCUUGAGGAAGCCAUUGGGUUUGCAGGUUGGUAUGCGCCGGAGAACUCGUGCUUAA
Molecule: messenger RNA, 1542 nt
Organism: Penicillium malachiteum
Lineage: Eukaryota; Fungi; Ascomycota; Eurotiomycetes; Eurotiales; Aspergillaceae
Product: cytochrome P450
Exons: 2
Coding region: 1-1542 (513 amino acids)
Molecular function (GO): monooxygenase activity; heme binding; oxidoreductase activity, acting on paired donors, with incorporation or reduction of molecular oxygen
Source: RefSeq, a predicted model, not a curated record